This is a messenger RNA of Mycena indigotica, 1347 nucleotides long. RefSeq names its product Alpha beta-hydrolase. The coding region runs from base 1 to 1347 and encodes 448 amino acids. NCBI's taxonomy places the organism in Eukaryota, Fungi, Basidiomycota, Agaricomycetes, Agaricales, Mycenaceae. The record is from RefSeq and is a predicted model, not a curated record. The transcript is spliced from 7 exons.
AUGGCGCACCCCAUAACCCCAAACCCAUCAUCCUCCCCAGCCCAUAAUGCAUCAACAGCCACCCAAGACUCCGACGAGUCGGACGAAAUGCUAGUCGACUGGAAAGCCAAGUACAUGGCACUUGAGGCUCAUUCACGGCUGACCAAGCGCAAGCGAUCUGGCAAUGAAACACAGGGCAGCAUUACGCAGCAAGGCCGUGGUAUCCGGUUGCUUGUAUCGCUCUUUCUUGAUCCAGCACAGAUUGUUGUGGCUGGAGAAGCGUAUGAGCAAACUCAACAGGAGCCUCUUGAGUAUGACGAGUUCAAUGACGAGUUGUCAGAGGAGCAGGAGAAGGCAGUGGCCGAACGUCGACCAGAUGAACGGCUCUUCACCGCAUAUCGCUUGCUACUUGAGCUUGUCCCAGGACUUCUCUACCAGUUGACAAACUGCAAUAACCCCGACGACUUAACCAGCUACUACAUACAGCUUAAUAAGGGAGCUAACGACUCGCGUAGUGACGACAUUGGCCGAAUUACUAGACUCCUGGCAAAUCUCAUCAACAACGACCGAUAUAACAAGGAGAUUCUUCAGUUUGACUUUACCCCACCUGCGAAAAACCAGGAUGGUCAAACAAUCAGAGACCAGCAUGGAAACACAGUACGGCAAUAUGCACCUAUCUUGACGCAAGAGCGCAACAACAGAGGUGUCCAGCAUGAUAUCUGUGGUGGUUUGCUGUCGUCAACUGACUGUGACUGGAAAGACGACAUGUUCGUUAUCAUCUCUGAUCCGACCCUCACUUACUCUUCGCUUUCAUUCAGUGCCCGCAUUGCAGCACGCACAUUCGAACCUGAUUCCACCUACUCAGCCUCAUUCCUCUGUCGCAUUUUCUUCCAAGGCUUUGAGUUCAAGCCUGAAGACCCGUAUGAAGGUUUUCUUCAGUCGCACUACCUCGUCAGCUGCUACAAGUCCGUUUUCCUGGGUCCUUCCUCAGUCAAAAACAACGAAAAUGUCCCACCUACUGCUAAAAGAAUCAAGAAUAAUGUCGGUCAAGCUCGGAAUGUGGCGACUAGACUCAAAAUGAACGGUCGUGUAACUGGACGCUCUGUGGCAUAUAUUGCAGUUCUGACCCACUUCUGCUUGACAAACGCAGAACAAUGGACCGAGGAAUUUGGCGGCUUCCUCUACUCUUCCAUGUACAAUUUUAUUGUUGAUUAUUUCGAGGCUGCGCGGGUAGGGACGGCACACCGGGAGCGUGUGGAUAAAUUGUUGGCAUGGUGGGACAGCCAAAUCUUCCCCCACCACCCUUCUACUCGGACUGUCAGCAAGACUACCUCAAACACCAUUGCCCGAUUGCGUGGCCUUCGUUGA